AUGUCAGAAUACGCAAACCAGGAAUAUUUCGAUCGAGCUUACUCAGAAUGGAGCAUUAUAGGGACAAUACCUCACGAAUCUGUGGCGUGGCAAGGACUUCUAAGCUCCUCUGCCAUUCAAGUCUCUAAACUGAACCACGAAGUAGUACUGGAUACUCAACACGAUCGUACGUUAGCAAAGAAGUGGAACUCCGAACGUUCACGUAAUCAACUUCAUAUUCAUCAGCCAACAUUCACAAGCGGUAGAACUAAUAAUAACAAUUACAAAUGGAAAAAAAUAAAUGAAUUUUUCUCCCAUGAUAUCACACCAUCACAACUUCGUGAAAAUGACAAUACAGAUCAUGAAAAUGAUGUACCAACAAGUCCUUCACAAGAUGCACCCGAAUGUUUUGAUAAACUUGUAGAUAAUCCUGGAGUUUCACUAGGAAAAACUUGGGACACUUUUACGAUUGAUGAAUUGACAUUGCAAAAUGUUUUGUCCACCAUACUGGGGGUAUUUGACUUGACAGGACAAUAUAAAUUUUCCACGAAAUGGAAUGAACUGUUUAAUGCUUUUCGACUUGAUGUAGGAUGGAAAAUGGUCAAUCUUGACCAAUACGAAUAUGAUCUUUUUGAUAACAUGGAGGACUUGAAAGCCCAGCAAUCAUUACCUGUACCAAGUGCCCAUCUUACGAUAUUAGAUCUGUAUCUUGAACACCUCAAACUACCAAUUAACAAGGGAGAAUUACUAGUUGCAAGCCAGGAAAGGUGUAGGCAAGAGCAAGAUUCUAAUGAUGAGUGUGCUCGUGUUGGAGAAAAAACUGAUAUUAUAAUAGCUUUACCAACAGGACCAGCUUUAGAAGGUUUCAUUUGUGAAGUCUCGGGAGGACUUCCAGCAGGAGACCCCAAAAAAAUUUGGACAGAUAAACUGAAAUUAAUGGAUGGGAUGCGAGAUAUGAUAAACAGAGUAAUGAAGAUCUUUCCUGGUCUACCACCAACAGAUUACAUGAAAGUCAUUGUAUUCGGAUGCCAAGUAAUUGGCUUACAAGUAAAUCUUUAUGCAAUGGAUGUCCGAACUUCAUUAAUUUAUUGUUUCGGAAUGAUUGAUAAGGUUUCUUUACCUGCCUCAACAAAUGAGUUGCCUGCUUACGAAGCAGUGCAUACAAUGUUAUGUUCUUUGGAGCACCAAUUGGACAAAUUGAUGAAUUAUUGCAUGAAUCUUAAGAUUAACAUGCAAAUGGGUGAUGAUGAAAAUAAUGAAAUAAUUCAAGCAUUGAAUGCUGUCAAUUACUCUGAGGAUAGUUAUCCUCCUGAUAAAGAAGAAAAACCAUGGAGUUAUCAAAAUCAACCUUCUCCUACACCUUUUAAUUACAAUGAAAUUAAAAAAAAUAUACAGUACAUCGAUAUAAUUAAAAAAGAAAGGGUCUCUGGUUCUGCAUUCAUAGAGCUAAGUCAAGAAGUUCUUAUGGGUGGGUUAUUAAUGGGACCAGCAAUAACCAUAGCUAAAUUGAUCAGAGAUUCUGUACAAUCAGUGAGAUUUGCUUUGGACCCUAAUCAUUCAAAGAGACAUCAAAAAUCUGAAUCAGACCAUCAUAUAAUUACUGAUGUUAACAAAAAAAAUAACAACAAACGAUAUAAAACGAUGAGAAGGUCUUCUGCUCCUGUGACUGGAUCAUUAAAUAAUAAUUCCGAAGAAGAUUCAAAGAUUCCAACAGUAAAUAUUGAAUCUAUUGACAACAACAACAAUGUAUUAUUAUCAUCUUCACCGCCACAACCACAAAAUAAUAAUUACGUUAAUGUUUCAUCAUCUGUUUCAUCAUCUUUGGAUUCUAAUGCUUGUUCACUAUCUCCACCUUCCUUAACUCCUUCCUCCUCAGUGUCUUCUUUAAGCUCUUCUAGAAUAUCUAAUACAACAGUAACUACAAAACCAAAAUUACCGCCAUCUUCUUCAUUAACUCCGGCACCGCUACCAUCUUUAAAUAAUUUUAAUCUGAGACCAAAAUCAAAAAGUAUUUCAACAGAAAAUCCCUUCACAUCCUACUCCUUACCUGAUCGAGUCACUCCAGCUUCUUAUGAUGAUGUGCCAUGGUCGCCUGCUGUCUCAUUUUUAUCCAGUUUGGCUUCUGCAACUUCAAUUUCCCCUUCACCCGAUGACGAAGGUCAACAAGUUGGUGAUUACGUUCUUGGUAAAAUUAUUGGUCGUGGUGGGUUCUCCACCGUAAGAGAAGGUUAUACUAUGGAUAAUUCAUGUACAAUGGAAAAAGCAUUGCUUGAAAGAGAAAUAGCAAUUUGGCGAGAAUUAAAACAUCCAAAUAUAAUAGAAAUGUUUUCUGUCAAAGUAACAGAAUAUGCCACCUUUAUCUUUUCUGAAUUUUGCCCUGGUGGAACUUUAUUACAAUACAUUAAAAAUCAUUCUAAAGCUUCUGGUAAAGGCUUGGACGAAGACGAAUCACGUCAUAUUUUCUUGGAAGUGUCUAGUGCAUUGAGAUAUUUACAUAAUGAUAUGAAAUUGGUACACAAAGAUAUCAAGCUGGAUAAUAUCAUAUUAGGUAAAGAUGAUACUUGGAAAAUUUGUGAUUUCGGUUUAACCGAAUUUCAAAACCCUGAAGCCAAUGGAUUUUCUAACCUUGACGAGGUUGCUGGUGGUUCGUUGGCUUAUUCUUCACCAGAACAAUUAAGUUCAAAGAUUACAAUGAUUUUUUUUUACCCGACACAAGACAGUACUUUUUUGAUGAAAUACUGA
This is a messenger RNA of Entrophospora sp. SA101, 2721 nucleotides long. The record is from the annotation of a GenBank genome assembly. NCBI's taxonomy places the organism in Eukaryota, Fungi, Glomeromycota, Glomeromycetes, Entrophosporales, Entrophosporaceae.